GUUUUACUCACAAGGCAAGUUGGGCCAGCUGGUUAGGAUUUCCUUGCUGGGGAGCUGGGGAGAGUGCUACCCGGUGGGGUCUAGGGCAGUGCCUCCGUGGUGAAGAGAGAAGUUUUUAAAUGUCUGCCUUCCUAAAACUACUCUCCCUGCAUCUCAGAAGCACCCAGCUGGUGUGUAUCCUCCAGAAUAGCAAAUCCAGUUAUCUGUCUCCCUAUUCUCUGAUAUAUUUAUAAAGUAAUGAAUGGUCCAUUAACUAAGUUAGGGCCUCUGUCUUUCUACAGUCACCUCUUCACGUGCAUCCCUCAGCAGGAGGUUGUUGACGUGGGCUGCAGCCUUCCAGCCUCAAUUCCCUCCCUUCACCACCUCCCCUACUCUUCUCCCUCUCCCGCCCCUCCCCGGGUUAUUUGGGAGAUUAGAGUUCAUUAAUUAAAUCCUGUGCUUAGAUCGAACUGUAACAUUAUUCCAAUCACAUUUAUCUUGCAGGCGGCGGAGGAGAUGGCAGCCUCGCUGGAAACGCGCGGGGGAGCUUGAGAUCGCAGCCCCAGACGCACAGCGCUGCGCACUCCCUAUCCUCCCGAUCAGCACCGCAGCGCAGACCCUCCAUCUUCCUGCUCAGCUUCCCCGCCCGCUCACCCCAGCCUUGAGGGUCCCAUUUCUCUCUGGGGCCCUGGCCCAUCCCCACACCUCCUCCUGCCUCUGUGGCUCCCCGACCCGGUCCCCUCCCCCCAGCCCCGCCACACACGCUGACACGCGCGAGAACACACACGCCUGACACGCCAGCGAGCUGCUGGCUGCUCAAUGGACCGAUUUCCCCGCUGUUCCUGAUCCCAGCCCAGCCCAGCCCGGGAUGAGAAAUUGCAAAAUGGCCCGGGUCGCCAGUGUGCUGGGGCUGGUCAUGCUCAGUGUUGCCCUGCUGAUUUUAUCGCUCAUCAGCUACGUAUCCCUGAAAAAGGAGAACAUCUUCACCACUUCCAAGUACGCCAGCCCGGGGGCGCCCCGAAUGUACAUGCUCCACGCGGGAUUCCGGUCACAAUUUGCGCUGAAGUUUCUAAAUCCGUCAUUUGUGCCCAUUACGAAUUCUCUGGCCCACGAUCUUCAAGACAAACCUUCUAAGUGGACAUUUAAUCGGACAGCGUUUUUACAUCAAAGGCAAGAAAUUCUUCAGCAUGUCGAUGUAAUAAAAAAUUUUUCUUUGACCAAGAAUAGUGUUCGGAUCGGACAACUGAUGCACUAUGAUUAUUCCAACCAUAAAUAUGUUUUCUCUAUUAGCAAUAACUUCCGAUCACUGCUUCCAGAUGUGUCACCCAUUGUGAAUAAGCAUUAUAAUGUUUGUGCUGUGGUUGGAAAUAGUGGGAUCCUGACAGGGAGCCGGUGUGGACAAGAAAUAGAUAAGUCAGAUUUUGUUUUCCGUUGCAAUUUCGCCCCUACGGAGGCUUUCCAAAGAGAUGUUGGAAGGAAAACCAACCUUACCACCUUCAACCCCAGCAUCCUGGAAAAAUAUUACAACAAUCUUUUGACCAUUCAGGACCGUAACAACUUUUUCCUCAGUUUAAAAAAGCUCGAUGGGGCCAUUCUUUGGAUCCCUGCAUUUUUCUUCCACACUUCAGCAACUGUUACCAGGACAUUAGUUGACUUUUUUGUUGAACACAGAGGUCAGUUAAAAGUCCAAUUGGCUUGGCCUGGGAAUAUAAUGCAACAUGUCAACAGGUACUGGAAAAACAAACAUUUGUCGCCCAAACGGCUGAGCACAGGUAUUCUUAUGUACACCCUUGCAUCAGCAAUAUGUGAAGAGAUCCACUUGUAUGGAUUUUGGCCUUUUGGAUUUGACCCCAACACAAGGGAAGAUCUUCCAUACCAUUACUAUGACAAAAAAGGAACCAAAUUUACCACCAAGUGGCAGGAGUCCCACCAGCUGCCUGCUGAGUUUCAACUGCUGUACCGAAUGCAUGGGGAAGGGCUCACCAAGCUGACUCUGUCACACUGUGCCUAAGAACUCCAAACAGAAAGUGCCAAAUGGUGGUUUAAAAAGUGCCCCAAAUCAAAUUGAAUAGUCAUCAGAAUAAAACCCUAGAGAAUUUCUUAUAAGGACUGUCUGCCAUUUAAAAGGAAAGAUGUCUCCUCUCCCUCUGUUGCACUGCUCUCUUAAGGGUCUUAGCAGGACAGAUGCAUUGAAGCCACAUGAUUAAAACCUGAAUGAUAAAUGGAAUGUUGCAUUUGGAACCAUGCUGCUAACAAAUGGUUUGACGUAUUUUCCUGUUUGUAUUUUAAUAAUAAACUGCCUCCCAUUUUUAUGAGGACUGGAGCUGGAGUUUCUGCAGCUUUGCUCAAGAUAUAGUGCUCAUAAUGACAGGCCUCUGGUCAACUUGGGCAGGAUUUCAUUUUUUCCUGUGUGGGAUCGGACUCUUCAAAAUGGAAACAUAAAAAAUUGUUAUGCAUAUCUCAUCUCUCCAUCUCUAUCCUCCUCUUUCCCUCUUUCCCUCUCUCCCUCUAUCUCUAUGUCUCUCCUUUUCCCCACUGCCAUGGAGUGUAAUAAUUUGCUGGGCAUCAUAGUGAAUUAGUUUUGCUUGCAUAUGUUGCAUCUGUAUUUGAUGUGUUCAAAGCUCUGGGUAACUUUGAUGUUUCAUGACAAACUGAGCAAAUCAUGAUGGAUCUCGUUAUGAUUACUUUGAUAAGAAAUGCCUCUUAUGAAGUUCUCACUAUCGAGACAGUCUUUCUACAGCAGAGUGGUCCAUCUGUGGCAAGUGUCAUAUAAUGCAGUGCAUCUUUUACUAUGACAGAGAAAGCCUAUGUCUUGGGUGGCAUGGCCACUUGUCAUGAGUGCUAUUAUGGCAAAUCAUUCUGUUGCCACAUCUGCAAGGGCAUUCCAGCCUGGGUUUAGUGCCUCUCACAAUCCCAAUUCAAGCACUGGGCUGGGAAUACUCUCAGAAUAUAGAAGCAAUGAGUCAACUUAAGAGUCUGGGACAUAGAGAAAGAAGAAUGCUUAGAAGUUUUCAUGGACCCCGUAUACCUUAAAGUGUUGUAACCAUGUUGCCCAUUCAGAGCCUUUGAGAACCAGCAAGAUUUGAGCAAAGUAGAAGCUUCAAGGUUGGCCAGGCUCCCAUUUGAAUAGUGCUCAGGUGAGAUCAACUUCACCAUCAUUGUGUCCACCAGCACUGCUCCAGAACCAUUUUCUCUCUUCAAGACAAUUGUAGACACUGGAUAUUCCCCCUUCCCACUGAAAUCAGAUCUAUACAUCUACAGAUCAAGUAUUUCAAAAUGAAAAGCCAUUGUGCAGUGGCAAAAUCUGGUACUAAAUAACUCUUGGAAUUUGAGAUGUGCAGACUUGCCAUGAAGAAAUUAGUGAGCCAUUCUCUUUUUCAUUAUUUCAGCCUUAGAAGUAGAAAUCACAUCACUUCCACCCGUGGCUUUUCACUGGGCAGCAUUUUGUUCUUCCAAUUCAGCCCAAAGUCUGGCCAAGUUGAUGUUAAAUUUUAAUAAGAAUUUCUUUCUUCUUUCCAAAUGCCAGUCAAGCAUAUUUAUAAUACAUUUGGGUGGGGUAGCUUGUUCUUUUCCAGAAAUCUCAUUUAGAUUUCUUGCAAUGUUACAAAUACUGUUGAAAAGAAUUGCUGUAGUUCAGUAAUCGAUCAGCUCACUACCCCAGCCCCUUUGGGAAAGUAUAAUCAUGCCUAAAAUUAAACCAAAUACAAUAUGGAAA
This is a messenger RNA of Myotis brandtii (Brandt's bat), 3694 nucleotides long. RefSeq names its product ST8 alpha-N-acetyl-neuraminide alpha-2,8-sialyltransferase 3 (gene ST8SIA3). The coding region runs from base 848 to 1990 and encodes 380 amino acids. Gene Ontology annotation, biological process: oligosaccharide metabolic process; N-glycan processing. The transcript is spliced from 4 exons. Lineage: Eukaryota; Metazoa; Chordata; Mammalia; Chiroptera; Vespertilionidae. Gene Ontology annotation, molecular function: alpha-N-acetylneuraminate alpha-2,8-sialyltransferase activity. The record is from RefSeq and is a predicted model, not a curated record.